Messenger RNA from Peromyscus californicus insignis, 3623 nucleotides. It is a transcript of the gene Hacd2, whose product is annotated as 3-hydroxyacyl-CoA dehydratase 2. Gene Ontology annotation, cellular component: endoplasmic reticulum membrane. Bases 60 to 824 code for a protein of 254 amino acids. Lineage: Eukaryota; Metazoa; Chordata; Mammalia; Rodentia; Cricetidae. Gene Ontology annotation, molecular function: 3-hydroxyacyl-CoA dehydratase activity. The transcript is spliced from 7 exons. The record is from RefSeq and is a predicted model, not a curated record. Gene Ontology annotation, biological process: sphingolipid biosynthetic process; very long-chain fatty acid biosynthetic process; fatty acid elongation.
CGCCGGGUCUGAGGUGCGUGCGUGCGCGCGCGAGGAGAGCGGGCUGCGGGCUGCUCGACAUGGCGGCAGUGGCGGCGACCGCGGCGACCAAGGGGAACGGGGGCGGCAGUGGCCGAGCCGGGGCCGGCGAAGGCAGCGGCACGCGGAAGAAGAAGGGCCCCGGGCCCGUGGCCACGGCGUACCUGGUCAUCUACAAUGUGGUGAUGACGGCCGGGUGGCUGGUGAUAGCAGUUGGGUUUGUGAGAGCAUACCUGGCUAAGGGUAGCUAUCACAGUCUUUAUUACUCAAUAGAAAAGCCUUUGAAAUUCUUCCAAACAGGAGCCUUACUGGAGAUUUUACAUUGUGCUAUAGGAAUUGUGCCAUCUUCUGUUGUCCUGACUUCUUUCCAGGUGAUGUCAAGAGUUUUUCUAAUAUGGGCAGUAACACAUAGUGUCAAAGAGGUGCAGAGUGAAGACAGUGUCCUUCUGUUUGUUAUUGCCUGGACAAUCACGGAAAUUAUCCGUUACUCCUUUUACACAUUCAGUCUAUUAAACCAUUUGCCUUACAUCAUCAAAUGGGCCAGGUACACACUUUUCAUCGUGCUGUACCCAAUGGGAGUGACAGGAGAAUUGCUUACAAUAUACGCAGCUCUGCCCUUUGUCCGACAGGCUGGCCUGUACUCCAUCAGCUUACCUAACAAGUACAACUUCUCCUUUGACUACUAUGCAUUCCUGAUUCUGGUAAUGAUCUCCUACAUUCCACUGUUCCCCCAGCUCUACUUCCACAUGAUCCACCAGAGAAGAAAGGUCCUUUCCCGCACUGAAGAACACAAGAAGUUUGACUAGCUCUCCACACCACUACCCCAAACCAAACUUUUCAAUGAUCAAAAAAUGCUGCAGACUUUUUGAGUUCCCAGUACAUUUCAUAGAAAAUAAGUAAGAACUAUUUUUAAAAUAUUAAAAACAAAACAAAAUAAAAACCAAAACCCAGUGUCACAUGGGCCUGGGAUUUUAUAAAAAAUAAAAAUAAAGAUAAAAAUGCAAAAAGCCGUUACAUAAAGCAUCCCAGCUGGUCCUUUGAGCAUGCUCUAACCAGAAGUUCCCAGUAUCUCUUGAUGGCGCUCGAAGGGGUUGGUAUUUUAUCUCCUCCGUGUCCUUCAUGUACCUGACAAAUAAAGACCUGUAACACUAAGUUCUUGAGAGUUACAGUCUGAGUAGUGACAUUGCACCAACCGACUGCCCAGCUUGCAGUACAAGUUCUGUUGCAGUCUGCAGUAUGUUUACCAUUUCCUUCUCAAAGUGCUUGACUGCAUGCUGGAAACUUUGUCAUUAUGAAGCGGCAAUUUGUCCUCUGGAAUGCUCUGAAGUUUGGCUAGGACCUAGCCCCUCGUAUCUAGUGAAUGAGUUCCAAGAUGUAUAUGCCUGUGAAGCUUUGGGUAGUGCCUGUAACCAGAAAACCACUACAAGCCUUCAUUUGUUUUUAAUUGAGUCAUUACUGCCUGCCACUAAGAACCGUGCUUGGAUUUAGUAAGUCUGUGUAUACUGUGGAGACCCUUACCUGGAGCUUAGCCUCUGUCCGAUUGUAACAGCCUGAGGUGUGAGAGGAGAGGCUCGGUCCCUAGUGAACAUCGAGCACCUCCAUUGUAGCUAGCUCAGAGCACAGAUGUGUAUAGUCCAGAGCUGCUCUCGUUGGCAGAGGCAAAGGCCAUCUCAUUACACAGGAGGAGGAAAGCUGUAAUUAGAGACACUUGGAAGGUGUGGCUUUACCACCAUAGUCCAGAAAAGCAUUCAGAAACAGAUUUAUAUACUUACUUUUAUUUUAAUUCUUACUCUUCUGUUUAGAUACUUUUCCUGAUUGUGACCCUGUGUUAAUUCCCACCAAGCUGUAAGUUCAGCGACAACACAUGUCUAGGAGGAGCUAAAAGCAGUAUCGUCCCCACAGAGCAGCCGCCAGUGGCUUGUGACUGUGGACAUCAUCAUAUGAUGUCUUCCCAGCACUUACUGCCUGCCCAUCUAGCUAAGUCCCUUUAGGAAAAGUCUGCAGGAGACAGGCAGAACUCAGGUUACUGCCCUGCCCACUGCCCCUCACGGUGCACUCAGCAGACUGUCCUUUUACAAAUAGAAAACACGGUUCUGAUGACAGUGUGAAGCCCACGUUCAGAUGCGCUCCUGAUCUUCAACAGCACAUUAAUAGCAUCUCUUCCCUUGUUUUCUUUUUUAUCUUUAAGACUUUAAAAGUCCUGCCAUUGUCAUUUAGAAUAUAAUGGUUACAAUCAGAAGAAUAUAAUGAAAACUACAUUUUCAAAUGAGUGUUUUCAUAGGAGCUUGAAAAGCUAAUGCAGGCAGGUGUGUAGUAAGUUAUUGUCAGAGGGAACAUUAGAAUUCUGCCUCCAGGCAGCUCUCUUGACUUGGCUGUGUUGAAAUCAGAAUCCGUUCUGGUGUUUGAUAGACAAAUAUGUGGAAAAGAUUUUCUUCAGCUUUUUGUUCUUCCACACUGUACUUGUGUAGCACAGAAUCAACUUGGGUUUGUCAGCCUCGUUACAGUGUCUGACUAAUGUUAGAGCUGCAUUGAAACGGCUGUAGAAGGUGGUGUGAGGAGAAGCGCAUCUCCAGCCCAAGGACAGGGGCCUCCUCGGGCCUCUGCAUCGGCUGAACUGCAUCACAUUGAACUUGGGUGCUGAGAACAGUCGCCAGUUUCCUUCACAAAGGGUCUCAAUCCAGUGUCCUCUAGACAUGAGCACUGAAGACGCAAGGCAUGAGUCAAAGUCACCUCUCUUGGCAACUGGGUUUUAGGUUUUUUGUCCUUUUUCAUCCCUAACAUGAAUUAACUUCUCCUUUGAGGUAAUCAUGUUUUUAUAAAUUGAGAACAUCCAGCCUUUCAAGUGUCUGGUCUAAUAAGGUGUGAACGAAGAAGGUACUUCUCAGUGGGUACUUCGUCAGACUUAGAGUCAGAGGCGUCAUCUUCCCACACCCACUUGACUGUCUCAGAUCUUCCCCAGGGGCCCUCUUGAAGGGAAGGGUUCUUUGAGGUGCACAGCAGUUCGCUGUAGACUCCUGUUGUUAAUGUGCAUCGUGCUGAGGUGGACACCACUGGUUGCACAUGCCUGCUCCGUAAUCAAAGGCCCCGUGGAGUUAGUCAUGGAGUAUAGCGCUGUCCUCCCGGCCAGGAGAGCCCCUCCAAAAGGAAACUGAACAAGAGCAGCAGCCAGUGCCAGGCCCAAGAGAAGAUGAGGGAUCAGUGGUGCCGCUGCUUCGCACUUCUAAUAAAAGCCUGAUGUUGCUGUGGUCCAACCUGAAAAUCACAUUCAGUUCUGAGUUUCAGAUCAACCAUUAUAAAGCAUCAAAGUCAGUACAUACUGCUCCUUUGAAAUUUGGGUAAAAAAAUUAUACAACCAUAUAUAUAGUCAUUUUUGUAUUUUUUCUAUGUUGUGAAAACCAAAAUUGUAAUUUUAUAAGUCUUUGAUUCACUAAAAUUAUAUAAUUUAAAUGUAUUUUUUUGUAUAUUUAGAAAUAAGGAGCUCAAAGACUAUGCUUAACUUUCUAUGCAUGCAUUUGAAAGCUGUUUUUAUCUGAUAUUAAUGUAGUAAGUUAUAUUCAUAAAACACUGAUCUGUGUUGCAUUCAAAAUAAACUGGUGUGUGCUCUG